Molecule: messenger RNA, 2406 nt
Organism: Fusarium subglutinans
Lineage: Eukaryota; Fungi; Ascomycota; Sordariomycetes; Hypocreales; Nectriaceae
Exons: 1
Coding region: 1-2406 (801 amino acids)
Source: RefSeq, a predicted model, not a curated record
AUGGUGGUACAGCUGCGGUCUAGGGCUAAGGUCGAUGGAUCGUCAGCUGAGCCUGAAGCGACAGGAAAUCCACGAAAACGUACUAGAAGAAAGCAGUCAGAGAGAGCUUCCGCGCUUAGGCCAAACAUUGAGGUACGGAUCAAUGCAUCAGGGUCGAACUCAAGUCGACAAUCAACCAUUCAUGCAAUCCCUCAAGAUCAGCCCUCUACCAACCGAAGCCGGGUCACGAGAUCGACAAGAGCCAAUAUUCCCCAUGAAAGAAUACCCUCACCCACUCCGAGAAAACGUCUCGCUACGGACGCAGGUUUCAAGCCCCAGCGUCGUUCUCGUCGCAAAGUUACGCUGGAAAGUGCUGAAGGGGAUGAACAACCUCAACUGUCCCAGGAGCACGAAGAGGCCUCGGAAGCGGAGGAAAAUGCCUUACCGGAGCACCAGGACUUGAUGAAUAUUAUCAAUUCCAACAUCCUAGGUAUCAAUAGUUCUAGCAACGAGCUACCCCCGGAGAGAGCUGGUAGGAGGAUGCCUGGGGCAGAAGCUCCUGAGACUGUAGUCUCGGACGAAAAUGUCGCCUUGGAUGACAUACAACAGGAGCAGGAACCAGACACAGCUGAAAAUUACCAAGCUUCAGCUCCAAGUCCUGAGCAACUAGAAGCACCGCAUGAAGAAAAUCCGGUAUAUGAGCAGGAGGCCCCUCAAGCGACGUUACCACGAAGUCGAAAACGAAGACGGCAGAGCCAGAAGCCGACUUAUGGCACACCUGGUUAUAAUGCAAGGGGCGCGUCCCCAGAGCUUGGUUCAGCACCUCCUCAGACGCCAGCCGUGGAGGCAUCAGCGUCACAACAGGUCCACGCUGGGGUUCAUGACUAUGACGUUCCGUCCGACGGAGAGCAACAAAGUCAGCCAAUAUUGUCAAGAGGGGAGAAGGAGACCCACGUCACGCAGGCUGAACCUAGCCGGAAAACUAAAGGGGGCAAACGAAAGAGAAGCCAACAUGAGCAACAAAAUGGCCAAACACCAACACAGGUCGAGGAAGAGCCAGAAGAAGAGAGGAAUGAAGAGGGUACGCGAAAGGAAGAUAAGAAUGGAGAUCAAGAUAGGGAAUAUGAGAAUGAAGAUGUAGACUCCGACAAUGAUGAGACGGCGGCAGAACAUGAGCUUGAUCUAUCGAAUCUGGAUGAAGAUUCGUUGCUGCUCGACAAACCACCGAGUGGUUUGCAAACAGCGCUCCUGACCCCUACCGCCUGGGUAAAGCGGGAUACAGUGCAGGAUCUCGUUUGGACCACAACCCUCAGAGGGUGGAUGAAUGGAAGAAAGUGGCAGCAGGAUGCUCUCGAGCUCGCAAAAAUAGCUUCUGAAGCAUUGGAAGAAGACGGACGUGUGCGAUCGAGGCUUAUCUUGGGUAAGCUUUACAGACUCUACAAACUAUGCAACGAGAUCCCGUCAUCAUCGAUCUCACAGCAGCUGGAAUACAUUCGCGAGAACGCAGUCCAGUUCAGCAGUUUAUACACCACACUUCGCGUGAUUAUUGACGAGUUCAUUUCGUCCAUCAACACGAUAAUGGAGCAGGGCGACGCGAAGCAAGUGGGCAUAGGCUAUCAAUAUGUCACAAAGUUGCACAGACGCAUCAUUCCUAUGCUGGUUUUGGUAUUAGAUAAAUCUUUCCAGGCUGGAUGUGGAAGACCUAGUGAUAGUACCAAAAAGCUCCGCUUUCAAAAAGGAGAAUUUACAGUGUACACACUAGAGCUACUGGAAAGGACUGCAGGCUGGGUCCAGAGACUCUCCCAGGUCGUGGAAAACUGGUACGAGCUUCAUCCUCCCAGAAGAGAACGUGAUCAGAGCGAGGAGUCUAAGGAGCAUCGAAGAAAGUUCAAGGAUAUCACAAAGCGGCUCAAGAUAUCGCUCGAGAAGGCCAGAGAAAGGAUCGAUGCCAUUAAGAGAGCGCCGAUCCAACGAAAGAAAUUAAUGCAAAAGGAUGAAGCUAUUCGAAUGGAACGCGAGGCGGAUGCGCAGCGGCGCAGAAACAUUCAAGAUUUGCAGAUGCAGCGCUUUCUACAGUCGAUGCAGGAGGUUGAAUCAUCUCAAGCUCGUCCGUCCACGAUAGGCUCACACCGUCGGGCAGUGCGCAGCUAUCGCUCCCUGACUAGUCAGUCAGGCUUGAUUAGAUCGCAAGAGCCGUCGGAUGAUGAAUAUUAUGAGAAGCAUGGCUGGCACUACUGGGAAGAUGAUCAUCUCUUAACCUUGAUCCGAACCACAUCCCAUCCGAACUACGGGGUCCUCCACCGGAUGCUUCCUAAUCGAGAUCCUGAUGAGCUGAAAGAACGGUUAAAUCAUUUGAGAAUGGUUAUGCGCGAAAAGUACGAGCGAAAGGGUAUGCAGCCGCCUGGAUGGUGUGUUGCUGAAGAUUGA